Mangifera indica (mango) is the source of this 3304-nucleotide messenger RNA. Its product is annotated as ATP-dependent zinc metalloprotease FTSH 11, chloroplastic/mitochondrial-like. The transcript has 17 exons. NCBI's taxonomy places the organism in Eukaryota, Viridiplantae, Streptophyta, Magnoliopsida, Sapindales, Anacardiaceae. Gene Ontology annotation, molecular function: metalloendopeptidase activity; ATP hydrolysis activity; ATP binding. Bases 342 to 2804 code for a protein of 820 amino acids. Gene Ontology annotation, biological process: proteolysis. The record is from RefSeq and is a predicted model, not a curated record. Gene Ontology annotation, cellular component: membrane; chloroplast thylakoid.
ACCAUGUUUAAUCGGAGCUCAAGAUACCCGGCUUGAUUUCAGAACUAUCUCCGCGGCGAGGAAAGAUCUUCCACUCACUGAGUUCACUCACAAAAAACCCGCACACGAGUGACAUACUUAAUCCAUCUUGCUCACUCAUAAGUCGCACAGACAGGCAUAAAGCCGGCGCCAAUUCAAUCGAGAUAAGUCUCUUAAUCAACCAAUUCUUGUGGCUCUCGUCUCAUCUCUCUCUCUCUUUUCCCAGAUACAUAAUAAUAACCAGUCAAGACAAAAACAAAACAGAGAAGAGAAGAGUGAGCCAGCGCGUGAGAGAGAUUCUUCUUCACAAAUAAACCCUAACAAUGACCAUCAUUCUCCAAGCUGCUCUUCUUUGUAAGCCUUCUUCACUUUCUCUCUAUACUUCUCCUCUUUCUUCUUCUUGUUCUAAACGACACCGUUUUCACCACCCUCUUUCUCCUCCUGCACGCCACCGUUUUCACCACUGCUCUUCCUCCUUUAAUUAUUUGUGUUUUCGCCCCCUUCAUCUUUCAAUUCCUUGCACAUUGCAUCCUGACAACGUCGAUUCCCGGGAUUCUAAAUUCGUUAACAAUUCUAGUUCCGAUUUUCGCGGAGGCAAUGAUGAUGGUAAUGGUUUGAAAUUUUCUUCCGAGGUGUCGAAUUCCAGCUUUGAAGAGACUGCCGUCGGUGGGAGUUUUGAAAGUGAGUUGAAGGUGGAGGAGGAGAUGAAUGGCGACGAUAGUGAGGGAGUGGGCGCGAGUGCGGUGGAAAAUGAGGGGGCAAAGACUAAAAUUCUUUUGCUGGUGUUUUUGAUGGACUUGUGGACGAAGAUGAAAAAAGGAAUUGAGAAAAUGAUGGCCUGGGAUUUGUUAAGUUGGUGGCCGUUUUGGCGGCAAGAGAAACGGCUUGAACAGCUGAUUGCUGAGGCUAAUGCUAAUCCGAAAGAUGUUGCCUUGCAGAAUGCUCUCUUAGCUGAACUCAACAAGCACAGUCCUGAGGCUGUGAUCAAACGGUUUGAGCAAAGGGAGCAUGAUGUGGAUAGCAGAGGUGUGGCAGAAUAUCUUCGGGCACUUGUUGCUACUAAUGCUAUUGCUGAGUAUCUUCCAGAUGAACAAUCUGGCAAGCCUUCUGCUCUUCCUUCAUUGUUGCAAGAAUUGAAGCAACGUGCAUCAGGGAACACAAAUGAGCCCUUUUUGAACCCUGGCAUAUCUGAGAAACAGCCAUUGCAUGUGGUGAUGGUUGACCCAAAAGUGUCAAACAAAUCUCGAUUUGCACAAGAGCUUAUCUCAACUAUCUUAUUCACCGUGGCUGUUGGAUUAGUAUGGUUAAUGGGUGCUGCUGCACUUCAAAAGUACAUAGGAAGCCUGGGUGGGAUAGGAACCUCAGGUGUUGGCUCAAGUUCUUCUUAUUCUCCGAAGGACUUGAAUAAAGAAUUUAUGCCAGAGAAGAAUGUUAAAACCUUCAAGGAUGUCAAAGGUUGUGAUGAUGCUAAACAAGAGCUUGUGGAAGUAGUAGAGUAUCUGAAAAACCCAUCAAAGUUUACUCGACUUGGUGGGAAGUUGCCUAAGGGAAUUCUUUUGACUGGAGCGCCAGGAACUGGAAAAACUCUGCUUGCCAAGGCUAUUGCUGGUGAAGCUGGGGUACCAUUUUUCUAUAGAGCAGGAUCUGAAUUUGAGGAAAUGUUUGUUGGUGUUGGUGCCCGACGUGUGAGGUCCUUAUUUCAAGCAGCUAAAAAGAAGGCACCUUGCAUCAUCUUUAUUGAUGAAAUAGAUGCUGUUGGAUCCACAAGAAAACAAUGGGAAGGCCACACCAAGAAAACAUUGCAUCAACUACUUGUUGAAAUGGAUGGUUUUGAACAGAAUGAAGGAAUAAUCUUGAUGGCCGCAACAAAUUUGCCUGACAUUCUUGAUCCUGCUUUGACAAGGCCUGGUAGAUUUGACAGGCAUAUUGUUGUUCCAAAUCCUGAUGUGCGAGGUCGACAAGAAAUUCUGGAGCUCUAUCUUCAGGAUAAACCUUUGGCAGAGGAUGUAGAUAUUAAAUCAAUUGCCAGAGGUACACCAGGAUUCAAUGGAGCAGAUCUUGCAAACUUGGUAAACAUUGCUGCCAUUAAGGCUGCUGUUGAAGGUUUGGAGAAGAUAACAGCCACUGAGUUGGAGUAUGCUAAAGACAGGAUACUUAUGGGUACUGAGCGUAAAACUAUGUUCAUAUCAGAAGAAUCAAAAAAGCUCACUGCAUAUCAUGAGAGUGGUCAUGCAAUUGUUGCUUUUAACACUGAGGGUGCACAUCCAAUUCACAAGGCAACAAUCAUGCCACGUGGAUCUGCAUUAGGAAUGGUGACCCAGCUCCCUUCAAGUGAUGAGACAUCAGUUAGCAAGAAGCAGCUAUUAGCUCGUCUUGAUGUUUGUAUGGGGGGAAGGGCUGCAGAGGAACUCAUCUUUGGUCAGGAUCAUGUCACAACUGGAGCAAGUAGUGAUCUUCACACAGCUACAGAGCUUGCCCAAUACAUGGUAUCAAACUGUGGGAUGAGUGAUGCAAUUGGACCUGUUAACAUUAAAGAACGGCCAAGUUCAGAAAUGCAAUCACGUAUUGAUGCUGAAGUGGUGAAACUCCUAAGGGAAGCAUAUGAUCGUGUAAAGGCCCUAUUAAAGAAGCAUGAGAAGGCAUUACAUGCACUAGCAAACGCACUCUUAGAGUACGAGACACUGAGUUCAGAGGAAAUAAAGCGCAUUCUUCUUCCUUUCCGAGAAGGACGGCUCCCUGAGCAACAAGUCGAACAACAAGAAGAGGGAGAGCUUGUAUUGGCAUGAGAGGAUGAUCUUUACAUUGUUCAGGUUUUGAGGAGCUCUGUACAGUAUAUCAAAAACUCCACAGGUGAUUUUUUAUACAAAUUGAUGCAAUUUUCUACCUAUAUUGUUUUCAUUGUAAAGAUGUGCCAUAGGAAUUCUAUUUACAGGCGGCUCGUCUUGGAAGCAACCAACUCCCCUGCUCUAACAACGAACCAAAAAGCGUAGAAAAUCAUGUAUCAUUUGGGUUUAAACUUCACCCCAUUAUGGGUCAAAUUUUGAAUUAUAGCAAUAAUUUAAAAUUUUUAGAAACUCUAAUAUUUUCGUCCUUCAUGUUCCUUCCAUGCUCGCUAUGAUGCCUGUUUUGGCUUAUCAUAUCAUGGUUUCUGCAAAUCUAAAGAUUUCGUACUGAAAUGACAGCUGAUUGUCGUUCAAUAGAGGAAUCUUGAGGCCAUCGCUAUUAUUUGGAAGAUCUUUCUGUGGACAGAAAUAAAGAAACAAGAAUUAGACCGUUUGAAAGCUGA